This is a messenger RNA of Suillus paluster, 1552 nucleotides long. RefSeq lists its product as uncharacterized. The transcript has 4 exons. The coding region runs from base 482 to 1552 and encodes 356 amino acids. The record is from RefSeq and is a predicted model, not a curated record. NCBI's taxonomy places the organism in Eukaryota, Fungi, Basidiomycota, Agaricomycetes, Boletales, Suillaceae.
CUUUCUUUUCUCUCCACCAAGUUCGACGAUGCCCCGCGUCUGCAGUCCACUUUCCAAUCACCCUGGCCACCUCGGGUGUCCAUUCGCACCAUUAUGCUAUCCAGGCCACCAUUGAGCUCAUCGCUGCUUCCAGCCAAAAUAUCCAUUCCUAACGGGAUGAAUUCUAACCUAAUAUCUAUCGACCGCGGGGAGAAUAUACCUCUACUUGCGUGGACCACAAACAACUGCGGCAUUGUUUUGGGGUCGGGCCGCGUUUCGGCGGUGGUUUUUCACGUGCGCCUCGGGCAUUUGAUAGUUUGCUGCUAACUUCUUCUGCAAUGAACUCCUUUUGAACCUGCCUUCAUCGCCUCUUCGGAACGUGCUUGUCGCCGACCACGGAAGCGCCUCCGCUCAUGGAUACGCACAGACCUUCGCAUGCGCUGCCUCGGGAACCCUUUGUGGUCAUGUCUGACAUCACGCACAGAAAGCUAACAACUUUCGUAUGUCUGACGCUGCCACGCUUAAAGGGAAGGUGGUGCCGGAAAUGCGUUGGUUCAUGCUGUGGGCAGAGGUCGCGCCGCGGAACGAGUGCCAGAGAGGCGUCGCGGUAUCUAUUUGGCAACCACAAAGGAAGGAGCAGAUCACGCACCGGUUCGCAUUCUGUGGCAAAUUGCCUGUGGCGUGCAACCUGGGUCACGCACAGAUCUCUGUAGAGAUCAAUUUACCCAGUGCCGCUCUUGGAAUACCAGCUAUCUCGUCAUACGCCUCUGCCCUCACCUCUCGUGGUUCAUAUCCACAAGUCAACACACAUGAUUCGCGCGCAUGUCUUGCUCGCCGUGAGCAGUGCCGUUUUCUCCGUCGUCCUUUGGAACGAGACAAUGUGCAUGGGACUCAAAAGCGCCGGCGUGCGCAGCAAACUGCCUGGCUUCGCGGUGAUUUGCGACGUGGAACCUGGUCUGGAAAGCACUUGGUCGCGAAUGUGGCUCAGGCUAAGUUCGAUACCAUUCGCUCGAAGCUGACUUAUGUCAGCAGGAACAUCGCCAAGACCUUGUCUGUCGAACGCGCUUCUGCUUUUUCGUCCGCCCUUCAACCCACUGGUUUGUUCCUCGUAUCUAUGUUCGGCCCGCACCACGGGCUCCUCAGGAUCCCCAUUCGCAGUCUCUGCAGUCCGAUCCUGUCUGUUUUUGUCUUUUACCCAUGGAUUUGGUUCUCACAACCCAAGUUUACUGUCAUUCAGCUGCAUCACCCUUCGUACGGGAGGGGUGACAGAGAUUUGUUCUCGAGUUCAGCGGUGAUAGAACAACUUUGUGGUGUGCAUGUUCCUUUCCCAGGUGAUGGGAUUACGCACAAGACAGGGCUCAUGGAGGCUGUGGUUGUCUUGGCUUACUGCGACUGGUGUACGAACAAGAAGGUGGUCGGAAAGUUGCUAGCGGUGCGUUCCAGACUGCGAGCGACGGCUGAGUGGUUGACAACUUCUUCUGAGCUGGAUGCGGCUUCUGUGAUGUACAUCGUGGAGGCGGGUGAUGGGCAGUGGGCGAGUGUGGAUGGGCGGUCCGAGUCGUGCGAACGAUGA